ACCACGUCCCUGCCUGCUCGACCAAGGCCGCCGAUCAGAGCGAGCGAGAGGCACUGAAGGCGGGGGAUCUGGGGACCGCGCAGGCCUUGGCACGGUGAUGGGGCGUAUGGCCUGCGGGCUUCUCCCCCGCCACCCCGCUCGCUAUGAUGCUGCUGAGCAGGAAGUCGGAAGGUCCCCUCUCGGCAGGUUUGGAGAUGGCUUGUAUGAUUCUUACAUGAGAAUAGAUCAGAUUAGAUAUCCAGAUCCUACAAAUGAAGAAUGCACCCCUUCUGGUUUUCCUUCAUUAGGGAGAUCUAAUGUAACUACUAACUCAAUCACAAUGAAGGAUCAUCCUUUGACUGGGAGCCAAGUCAAAGUUGAGCAAUUAUUUGAAGACUCUGGAAAUAGAAGGAGCAGUACUCUGCAGUCCUCUGGAAUAAAUGGCUCUGAAAGGUCAUUUCCAACUCCAGCAAAAGAUAAAAGCACUGAUAGUAUAUGCACCAUCAAAAAUAGUGGCAGCUCAAUAAAAGCACAGAAAGCUGGUUGUCAGUCUGCAGAGCAAGCGCUGAAGCAAUAUAAGCAGCAGCUAACAGCCUACGAGCAACAAGAAAUACUUAAUUUUCCUGAAAUCUAUUUUGUGGGCCCAAGUGCAAAGAAAAGACAAGGAGUCAUUGGUGGCCCAAACAAUGGUGGAUAUGAUGAUGAGCAAGGCAGCUACAUUCAUGUACCUCAUGACCAUCUUGCCUACCGAUAUGAAGUACUUAAAAUAAUUGGGAAAGGCAGCUUUGGCCAAGUAGCUAAAGUGUUUGAUCACAAACACCACCAACAUUUGGCUCUAAAGAUGGUACGCAACGAGAAACGAUUUCACCGGCAAGCGGCAGAAGAAAUACGCAUCCUGGAACAUCUCAAAAAGCAAGAUAAAACUGGCAGCAUGAACGUUAUUCACAUGCUAGAAAGUUUUACCUUUCGAAAUCACAUAUGUAUGACUUUUGAGCUCUUGAGCAUGAAUCUGUAUGAGCUGAUCAAAAGAAAUAAGUUUCAAGGCUUCAGUGUGCAGCUUGUACGUAAAUUCGCCCACUCAAUAUUGCAAUGUCUGGAGGGGCUUUACAGAAACAAAAUUAUACAUUGUGACUUAAAACCUGAAAAUAUUCUUCUAAAACAGCAAGGGCGGAGUGGAAUCAAAGUAAUUGAUUUUGGAUCUAGCUGUUUUGAGCACCAAAGAGUUUAUACUUACAUCCAGUCUCGGUUUUACAGAGCCCCAGAAGUUAUCCUGGGAAGCCGCUAUGGGAUGCCCAUUGAUAUGUGGAGUUUUGGUUGUAUUCUUGUGGAACUUCUGACUGGUUAUCCUUUGUUUCCAGGAGAGGAUGAGAGUGAUCAACUAGCUUGUAUGAUGGAGCUCCUUGGAAUGCCCCCACAGAAAUUGCUAGACCAAUCCAAGCGAGCCAAAAACUUCAUCAAUUCGAAAGGUCAUCCUCGCUAUUGCUCUGUAACAACACAAGCAGAUGGGAAAGUCACUCUUAAUGGUAGCAGAUCACGAAGGGGUAAAAUGCGCGGUGCUCCAGGCAACAAGGACUGGAUCACAGCAUUAAAAGGCUGUGAUGACCCUUUGUUUAUAGAGUUCUUAAAAGAAUGUCUUAAUUGGGAUCCUUCUGCACGGAUGACUCCUAGCCAAGCUUUAAGACAUCCUUGGAUUUGUAAGCGAGUACCUAAGCCUCCCAGUGUGGAUAAAAGUUCAGGCAAACGGAUUGCUCACUAUACAAGCUCUUUCCCAGGGAUAGGUUCCAGAUUACCCCCAGUUGUUGGGGUAGCAAACAAACUGAGAGCUAAUCUAAUGUCUGAUUCAAAUGCCAAUAUACCUCUAUGUACCGUGCUACCAAAAUUGGUCAGCUAAUAGAGAAUUUCAUAUUCCCAGAGUACAUAUACUGUGUUUGUUAUUAUCUCCUUGAAACACAAAGACAUAAGUGUAGGGGGUCUGGGGAAAAAAAUUAUUGAAGGCUGAAUCUUGUGUAAAAAAAAAAACUGAAUGAAAACAUAAACAUUUUAAGGGCUAUAAUUAUUUAAUCAAAUUGUUUCAGCUAGAAUGGGAUGCUUGUAUUACUUCUGAUAAGUCAAUGCAUUUGUUUUAUUCAAUGAGAUCACAUGCUGUAUAACAGAUUUUAGAACAACAUUCUAAUAAACCUCAAAAUAACUUCUUAUGCAGAGAGUCAAUGAUAACCAGACAAUUGGGUGCAAAGUGGUUUAAAGAUAAAUUGCAUUUGAUAGUGAAUUCCUUACAGAAUGAUGGUCAAAAAGCACAAGUUCUUAAGUUUUUUGUUCUCUAGGAGUUAUUGUAGUAAUUUCUACAUAUAACUACAAGAUUUCUGAGUUUGCGAAAAUCAAUUUGCGGACUUUCCUUCAAAUUGCUUGCAGACAAGCACCUUGAAAAAAGUGGGUGGUGAGCUGGAGCUAUGAAGAUACUAGUUUUUGGACUCUCAUUUUAAUGGUUUUAGUUCUUCAUUCCAACAUUUUAAAUUGAAUUUAUUGAUCACAUAUGGAGAUAAAAAUAUUUCUGAGAAAAUUUCUUGUCUGUUAAAGUAAGUUGCUUUUAAUUUUAGUAAAGGAUAAACUCUGAGGAAGAUGCUGUUUUCACGUCUCAACCUCAAUUAGAUGCAGAAAGAUGGUGUUUCAAAUAUUUUGUACAGGAAAAUGUAACAGGCAGCAUCUGGAUACUGGAAAAUAAAGUAGAUGUAUUUUACUAGUGCAUGUGAGCUUGGGUCUUGGUUUUCCCAUUCAAGGUCUUGAUUAUAAACCCUUGAUCUUUAGCAAAGCACAAAACAGUAUUACAUAGCCCUGAAGUACAGUUUGGGUAUACGGUGCUGGAUCUCUCUGUAUUAUUGGUAUCCAUUUGCAUUGGAUGUUCACCAAUCAGUUGAAGAUUAACUGUUUAAAUUCCAUUUCCCAUGUUGGAUGCAUUCUGUGUGACUGUUAAUAAUUUCGUAGAACAGCUAAUUACUGAGAAAUUAAUUUGCUUCCUCUUGUUUUUGUGUUAGCUGUAUUUACUCUCACGAGUUAAUAUCACAAGUGCUAGUUUAUAUCAUGCUGUUUAUUCAGAUUGCAAUGCAAUUUCUGUACAUGUGUGUUAAUAAUAGUCCUGCAUAACUAGGAAAAUGUGAAGAGUCUUCAAGAAUGGAGAUUUUAUAGAUGCCGCCAAUUAUUCAGAACCAGAAAGCUGUACUGCAUUUACAUAUAAAUUAUUCUGAUUCCAAAUAAAUACCUUAAUUUCCUUGUUUCAGGUAGUUGGGCUGUAAUGCAAUCUGCAUAGCCAUUUAAGAUUAUUUGAUAUUAAGAAUUCUGUCUUAACAGUAAUAAUGAUCACAGCACAGGCUUUUUAGAUUGUCAACAUCCUCAAGGCAAUUCAGACAAAAAUAAUUUAUUGUGGUAGCAGACAUUGAGUGUAUAAAGCGUUGCACAUAUCUUCUCAGAGAUAAGUCCCAAUGAACUCAGUGGGAUUUGCUCCCAAAUUCAUUUGUAUAGCACAGUUUAAAGGAACCUUCUACUUGAAUAGUU
Candoia aspera is the source of this 3525-nucleotide messenger RNA. It is a transcript of the gene DYRK3, whose product is annotated as dual specificity tyrosine phosphorylation regulated kinase 3. The record is from RefSeq and is a predicted model, not a curated record. Gene Ontology annotation, molecular function: ATP binding; protein serine/threonine/tyrosine kinase activity; protein serine/threonine kinase activity. NCBI's taxonomy places the organism in Eukaryota, Metazoa, Chordata, Lepidosauria, Squamata, Candoiidae. The transcript is spliced from 3 exons. Gene Ontology annotation, cellular component: cytoplasm; nucleus; cytoskeleton. Gene Ontology annotation, biological process: positive regulation of cell cycle G2/M phase transition; cytoplasmic stress granule disassembly; peptidyl-serine phosphorylation. The coding region runs from base 98 to 1870 and encodes 590 amino acids.